Molecule: messenger RNA, 1074 nt
Organism: Aspergillus wentii DTO 134E9
Lineage: Eukaryota; Fungi; Ascomycota; Eurotiomycetes; Eurotiales; Aspergillaceae
Exons: 1
Coding region: 1-1074 (357 amino acids)
Source: RefSeq, a predicted model, not a curated record
AUGUCGCUCUACGCUCUCCCCAACGAGAUCAUUUCGCGUCUCCCCCUCUACAUCGACAACAUCGAGACAUUCACCAAUGCUGCCUCAUCAUGCCGUCUUUUACGCGACAAUUUUUCCAAAGCACGUCCAUCCACCAUUCUGCGCCUGGCUGAUGCCUCUGCGCCCACCUUCUUCUCUCCUCAUCCCCAUUUCCUCGUUGCCGCUACAGCCCGUCAGGCAAGUGACUGGGCACUGGGGAAUGCCGAACGCACUGCCCUUCUCAUGAAAUCAUUUACGGGUGGAAUCGACGGGCUGUAUCAGUUCUGUCUCGACCACGCCGGCCUCACCAUGGACGACAUCCGCCGUCUCCAUCUCUCCCGCUUCGACAUCAUCAACCCUCUCUCAGAUAAAAUCGACAAAAUGGCAGGCGAGCAGUGGUAUGCGAACGAGGACUUUUGGGAUGGUGGCGUCAGCGAGCCCAACACAUUAUACACAGACGCUAAUCGCGCAACGUUUCAAAUCCUCAUCUACGGGGAGCUGUUCGGCCGAGGAGUGGAAGCAAUCCUUUCGCCUCAACGUGGGCUACCAUUUUUCGACAUCGAUACACGCAUCGAGUAUAUCAAGUACUGUGUUCCUGAUUGGCUCUGCCAAAAGGGAUACCCGGGGUUUCCUGUUUUGCAAGAAGGCCCAUACACAUCAGAUAACUCCGCCGCGGACCAGCAUACGCUGUCGCAUAUUUUUCAGUGCAAGCGAUGGCGGAGAAUGUGGGCAGCUGCAUUCAAGAUGCUUUCAGGGAAUGAAGAAGACGAGCGUAUUUCGGAGUCAUUUUGGGGUGAAGAUUGGAGGGUAAAAGUGUACCGAGACGCGUUGCAGUGUCGUGGACUGGAGGGAAUGCGAUUGGUGACGAUGCCAGAGGAGCGGAUUCCAAAAGAGUGUCUGGAUGAAGCGCAGAGGAUUAGAGAGCAGAUUGCAAUGCUGAAGAAUCCCCCAGAGAGCAGGAUAGUCAGUGUCAGGAAGCACAUGGUGUCGUUGGCAGUGGAUCCAGGCCAGGAGGUGUAUAUCUGCCAGAUAGGAGGGCGUAUUCGGUUUCAAUGA